AUGUCAACUGGAAGGGUACGAACGAAAAAAAAGGCAUGUCCUUCAGACCAGUCUCCGGACAACCUUCCUCUGAGGAGUUCUGGAAGACAGGUGAAGAAGAAAGCGGCUGAAGCAGCAGAUGAUGAUGAUGAAGCGUCAGAGAAGAAAUACAGAAAGUGUGAAAAAGCUGGAUGCACUGCAACAUGUCCCGUUUGCUUUGCCAGUGCAGCUGAAAGAUGUGCUAAAAAUGGCUAUACGUCUAGAUGGUAUCAUCUUUCCUGUGGGGAACACUUCUGCAAUGAAUGUUUUGACCACUAUUACCGAAGCCAUAAAGAUGGUUAUGAGAAAUACACUGCCUGGAAAAGGAUCUGGACAAGUAAUGGUAAAAGUGAGCCCAGUCCAAAAGCCUUCAUGGCUGAUCAACAGCUUCCUUACUGGGUGCAGUGCACAAAGCCAGACUGUGGUAAAUGGCGUCAGCUGACAAAGGAAAUCCAGCUGACACCACAAAUAGCAAAAACCUACAGAUGUGGUAUGAAACUGAACAAUUCCACCAAGACUGAGGGCUCAGACCAGUGUUCUAUGCCUGAGGACUUGAGAGUGGCUGAAGUUUCAGACCAUUGGUGGUACUCCAUGCUCAUACUCCCUCCUUUGCUGAAAGACAGUGUGGCAGCUCCCUUUCUAGCUGCAUAUUAUCCAGACUGCGUGGGCAUGAGUCCAUCCUGUACCAGCACUAAUCGCUUACCUGGUGAAUCCAACCUUGUGAAGUUAGAGCACUUAAAGAACGUGCCUAAUUUGACUGUUCCAGGCAUGAACAAGUAUUUCCAGCCUUUUUACCAGCCCAACGAAUGUGGGAAAGCACUUUGUGUGAGGCCAGAUGUCAUGGAACUGGAUGAGCUCUAUGAGUUCCCAGAAUAUUCACGAGACCCUACCAUGUACUUGGCUUUGAGAAACCUGAUUUUGGCUCUGUGGUACACAAACUGCAAGGAGGCUCUUACCCCUCAAAAAUGUAUCCAUCACAUCAUUGUUCGGGGGCUUGUGCGUAUUCGCUGUGUACAGGAAAUGGAGAGGAUACUUUAUUUUAUGACGAGGAAAGGGCUAAUUAAUACAGGGAUUUUAUCAGUCAGUCCUGACCAGUACCUUCUUCCUAAAGAAUACCACAGUAAAUCUGUCAUUAUUGUUGGGGCUGGUGCAGCAGGAUUAGCAGCAGCCCGACAACUGCACAACUUUGGAAUUAAGGUCAUUGUCUUAGAAGCUAAAGACAGAAUUGGUGGCCGAGUGUGGGACGAUAACACGUUUAAAGGAGUCACUGUUGGAAGAGGUGCACAAAUCGUCAAUGGAUGUGUCAACAACCCAAUGGCACUAAUGUGUGAGCAACUUGGCAUUAAAAUGCACAAACUAGGGGAGAAAUGUGACUUGAUCCAGGAAGGUGGAAGGAUAACAGAUCCCACUAUUGAUAAACGUAUGGACUUUCAUUUCAAUGCCAUCCUAGAUGUCGUCUCCGAGUGGAGAAAAGAUAAAACCCAACAUCAAGAUGUUCCUCUUGGUGAGAAAAUACAAGAGAUCUAUAAAGCCUUUAUUCAGGAGUCUGGUAUCCAGUUCAGUGAGCUGGAAGAAAAAGUACUACAGUUCCAUCUCAGUAAUUUGGAGUAUGCCUGUGGCAGCAAUCUCUCUCAGGUAUCUGCACGCUCAUGGGACCACAAUGAAUUUUUUGCCCAGUUUGCUGGAGAUCACACACUUCUAACUGUGGGAUAUUCUACUGUGAUUGAUAAAUUGGCAGAAGGGCUGGACAUCCGGCUGAAUUUCCCAGUACAGAGCAUUGACUAUUCUGGUGAAGAAGUACAGGUCACUACUGCAGAUGGAACAGUGUGGACAACACAAAAGGUAUUAGUGACUGUACCCCUGGCCCUUCUUCAGAAAAAUGCCAUUCAGUUUAAUCCUCCACUGUCAGAAAAAAAAAUUAAAGCCAUUAAUAGUUUGGGAGCAGGAGUCAUUGAGAAGAUUGCCUUGCAGUUUCCUUAUAGAUUUUGGGACAGUAAAAUUCAAGGAGCUGAUUUUUUUGGUCACGUUCCACCCAAUUCCAGCCAACGUGGGCUCUUCAGUGUUUUCUAUGACAUGGAUCCAGAGGGCAAACAAAGCAUUUUAAUGUCAGUGGUCACUGGAGAUGCUGUGAUGACCAUUAAGAAUUUAGAUGAUAAACAAGUACUGCAACAGUGUAUGACUGUACUUCGAGAGCUGUUUAAGGAGCAGGAGGUUCCUGACCCAGUGAAGUUUUUUGUUACUCGAUGGAGCAAAGACCCUUGGCUCCAGAUGGCAUAUAGUUUUGUGAAAACAGGGGGCAGUGGUGAAGCUUAUGAUAUUAUAGCAGAAGACAUACAAGGAAAAAUUUUUUUUGCUGGUGAGGCCACAAAUAGGCACUUUCCUCAGACCGUUACAGGAGCUUACUUGAGUGGAGUUCGAGAAGCAAGCAAAAUAGCAGCAUUUUGA
Messenger RNA from Cariama cristata (Red-legged seriema), 2463 nucleotides. RefSeq names its product lysine (K)-specific demethylase 1B (gene KDM1B). Lineage: Eukaryota; Metazoa; Chordata; Aves; Cariamiformes; Cariamidae. Gene Ontology annotation, molecular function: zinc ion binding; protein binding; oxidoreductase activity. The transcript has 20 exons. The coding region runs from base 1 to 2463 and encodes 820 amino acids. The record is from RefSeq and is a predicted model, not a curated record.